Molecule: messenger RNA, 936 nt
Organism: Eimeria tenella
Lineage: Eukaryota; Apicomplexa; Conoidasida; Eucoccidiorida; Eimeriidae
Exons: 4
Coding region: 1-936 (311 amino acids)
Source: RefSeq, a predicted model, not a curated record
AUGGAGGUGCCGGCCUACGCGGGCAAGGGGGCCCCCGGGGGGCCCCCCGAAGGUUUCGCGGCUGCAGCAGCAGCAGCAGCAGCAGCACGCAGCAGCAAAGAUCAGGUGGGGGGAAAAGUCCCCCAGUACUUUUCUCUCCGCGGCAGCAACGCCUUGAGGGGCGGCCGCAGGACUUACAAUGCCAUGUGCCUCAACGACAACUGGUACGAAGACCGUUUGAACCCGGAGUUGGCUCCGCAGCUGCAGCAGUUUGCUGCAGCAGAGCAGCAGCAGCAGCAGCGGGGGCCCUUCGGGCCGUGGGCCUCGGAGUACACUGUGGCCUAUUCGCGGGGAAAUUGGAAACUGCAAAACUUCAAACUCACCGACUCCAACAUCCUUGCCUUCGACCAAUCUUCGCCGCAGGACUGGACCUCGUGCUACCGAAUCGACUACCGCAAUCGGCAGCAAGAAGAAGUGAUGGCUCGCAUGCAGGAAUUGGAAGAAGAGAAAAGAAAACGCGAAAUGGCAGAAAUGAGGGCUCGGGCGGCGGCGGAGGCGCGGGUUCCUGUGUGGCCGUUGACUCCAGAAGCUGCUGCACGCCUGGCGGCCUCUCGCCAACACGCGGAAGAAGAAGCUGCGGCCUCUCACCGCUCCCAGCAUUCUGCUGCUUCUGGCGGAGCUGCAGCAGCAGCAGCAGCAGCAGCAGCAAAGGGCCAGCAGCAGCGCAGCGGAGCCAAAGCGCCCGCGGGGGAAGAGAGAGGGCCCCCCAGACUUGCAUGCAGCAGCAGCAAACAGGACUUCGACGAGCUGCAGCUAAUUAAAAAGGAAGAAAUUGAAAAUCCCGAAGAAGAACUCGAAAGGAAAAUGACAGAACUUGAAAUUAAUCCCCACGACAGGAAACCCGCGGGCAAGCCCUCUCAGGCCCAGGGCGUGCGCUUCGCAGGCCGCUACUACUAG